GGUAUUAUGCCACAUAACUGUUAAUUACAGAUUUUAUUUCGUUUCGAACAAAAUAGACGUUGAUUGUUCAUGCUUAGUCGAUUAUUGUUAGUACAGUUCUGCUAAUUGCCUCACAAAUUAAGCAGAGCACCAAUGUUUGAGGUGACGCUAGGUUUGUAUGCUACAAUGGUCGGGCCUAGAAACACCAAUGCAAUAUUGCUCAUCGUUAUUUGUUUAGUUGUGGUCCACAUAAUUUACUUGCAGAAAUACAUUGGUAAAAAUAAGUCGAUAAAUAAAACGACACCAUUCGUUUCUCAUCAAACUACCACACCACCAGUUAACGAGCAACAGAACAAACCAGGUUAUAACUUUAUUGUGCAGCCGAAUCCAACAAGAAAAUGUGAAAAGAAAUGUCCAGACUAUCAAAACAAAAAUCACUGUCGGGUUUUCAUUUUCGUAAAAUCUUCUUAUUCGGGGGUCCACAAAAGAAACAUGAUCCGAAAUACGUGGGCAUCUGUAAGCUACAUUGAAGGUUGUGCUUUCAUGACUACGUUUGUUAUGGGCAACCCUUUAAAUGACACGAAGGCGGCAGUAAAGCAAGAAAUGUUGGUUCACUCGGAUAUUUUGCAAUAUGAUGGACCUGACGAUUACAGGUCACCCAACAGCAAAUGGUUUAUUUCGAUCGAUAAGUACAAAUGGCCUUCCUACCCAAACUUUUGCUUGGGCGGGAUGUACACUACCAGUAUUAGUGUGGUCUCGCAGCUGCUGGAAACAGCACAAUCCACCAGACCUCUGCACUUAGACGAUGUGUGGAUAACUGGCAUACUUCGUUUAAAACUAGGGUUGCCCGACACGAUGUUAAUUGCUCCUAACCAAAGUUUAUCCGUGCACUUGGGAGGGUUUUCUGGAAUGAAUGCAGAGCGAUCGUUAGAAGUAGUUCGUCGCCAAUGGGCACCGAUUUUUAAUUCACUUCCGAAAGAGACUUGCUUUUGCAAAUGAUAGUUACAAAGUUGUGCACAGACUAUAUUGG
This is a messenger RNA of Ciona intestinalis (vase tunicate), 1009 nucleotides long. The record is from RefSeq and is a predicted model, not a curated record. Lineage: Eukaryota; Metazoa; Chordata; Ascidiacea; Phlebobranchia; Cionidae.